GGAUCAGCCUCCUCCUCUGCCUAUGUCCCAAAGGUUAUCUACUUGCAGAAAGACAGCAUUUCUCACAAGGUGAUGUUCAGCAGACACUGCAGACCCAGUGACAUUAAAGAGUUGCUAUGUACAACUGUUGGGCUCACCAGGAACACCUUGAUUAUGCUCAUGGAUCAAAACAAUGCUAUUAUAUCCAUAGACCCAACUAUGCCAACUAACUCACCAAGCUCUCCUUACAGAGUGGUCACUCUCAGUGCUAGACAACUUACAGAAGAAGAAGACUUGUUGCAGAAUGUUCUGACCCAAGUUGCUGACCAGUUUUCAAGAAUUUUCAAAGUCAAUGACCUGAAAACUGAAAUCUCAAGCAGGUUGGCAGCAUUGGAAAAGAGGGUUGAAUUGGAAGGUUUAAAGGUGGUGGAAAUAGAGAAGUGUAAGAAUGACCUGAAGACACUUAAAGAUGAAUUGUCUUUGGGAAACAGAUCAAAUACAUCUUGCAAACACACUAUCGUGGAGGAGCCUAUAAAGCUGACUCUGCAACGUGAUAUCCCAAAAUAUCCCAAGUACACACUAUCCCAGGAGACCAUUGAAGCACUGAAGAAGCCAACCUUUGAUGUCUGGCACUGGGAGUACAAUGAGAUGCUUAGCUGUCUGGAGUACAUGUACCAUGAUCUGGGACUGGUGGAAGAGUUUAACAUGAACCCCAUCGUACUGAAACGCUGGCUGCUCAGCAUUCAGGAGAACUACCGGAAUAAUCCUUUCCACAAUUUCCGACACUGUUUCUGUGUGACCCAGAUGAUGUAUGGUAUGAUCCAUCUGUGCAACCUUCAGGAGAAACUCACUCUGACAGAUUUGGUGAUCUUAAUGACUGGAGCUAUCUGCCAUGACCUGGAUCACCCUGGAUAUAACAAUGCAUACCAAAUUAAUGCCCGCACUGAGCUUGCUGUCCGAUACAAUGACAUUUCCCCUCUGGAGAAUCAUCACUGUGCCGUCGCCUUCCAGAUUCUCUCUCAGCCAGAAUGCAAUAUCUUCGCUAAUGUGGAUCCGGAGGUCUUUAAACAGAUUAGAAAGGGAAUUAUUACACUCAUCCUAGCAACAGACAUGGCUCGACAUGGAGAGAUACUGGAUUCAUUCAAACCAAAAGUAGCCACCUUUGACUUCUUGAAUGAAGAACACAAAAUAAGUCUGAAAAUGCUUCUUAUCAAAUGCUGUGAUAUUUCCAAUGAAGUGCGGCCAACAGAAGUGGCAGAUCCUUGGGUUGACUGCUUGCUUGAAGAAUACUUUACACAGAGUGACAGGGAGAAAUCUGAAGGCCUUCCAGUAGCCCCAUUCAUGGAUCGAGAUAAAGUUACUAAGCCCACAGCUCAGAUUGGAUUCAUCAAGUUUGUUCUGAUACCAACAUUUGAAACACUGAUGAAAUUAUUCCCACAGAUUGAAGAAGCUAUGGUACAGCCUCUGCGAGAUUCUAGGGAUCGUUACGAAGAGCUGAAACAGAUUGAUGAUGCAAUGAAUGAGUUGAGGAAGAAAACAGAAAAUAUCCCCCUUGGAUGGAAGAAGAAAUAAUUUUCUGAGUAAGUAGGUUUUG
This is a messenger RNA of Carcharodon carcharias (great white shark), 1573 nucleotides long. Its product is annotated as high affinity cGMP-specific 3',5'-cyclic phosphodiesterase 9A. Gene Ontology annotation, molecular function: 3',5'-cyclic-GMP phosphodiesterase activity. The transcript has 18 exons. Bases 73 to 1551 code for a protein of 492 amino acids. The record is from RefSeq and is a predicted model, not a curated record. Gene Ontology annotation, biological process: cGMP catabolic process. NCBI's taxonomy places the organism in Eukaryota, Metazoa, Chordata, Chondrichthyes, Lamniformes, Lamnidae.